Messenger RNA from Artibeus jamaicensis (Jamaican fruit-eating bat), 3605 nucleotides. RefSeq names its product mannosidase alpha class 1C member 1 (gene MAN1C1). The coding region runs from base 1073 to 2974 and encodes 633 amino acids. Gene Ontology annotation, cellular component: Golgi membrane; endoplasmic reticulum; extracellular exosome. Gene Ontology annotation, molecular function: calcium ion binding; mannosyl-oligosaccharide 1,2-alpha-mannosidase activity. The record is from RefSeq and is a predicted model, not a curated record. The transcript has 12 exons. Gene Ontology annotation, biological process: N-glycan processing; carbohydrate metabolic process. NCBI's taxonomy places the organism in Eukaryota, Metazoa, Chordata, Mammalia, Chiroptera, Phyllostomidae.
CGGGCGCUGUCUCAGUGAAAGCUAGGCUGCUGCGGCGGCUGCUGAGGCGGCGGAGGCAGCGGAGGCGGCGAGGUGGUUGUACGCGUGGGACGCAGGCUCAGCGGUGACGGCGGUUCAGCCUGCAGCAGCACUGGCCCGUCUGGAGUGGCCGCUGUGAGGACGCCAACCGCAGUGGAAGAACCGCAGCCGGGGCUCCGCGCUCCGCGGAGCCGGCGGUCUCCGGGAACAGGUGAUCCCAGCGGGAACCCGGAGCCCUCCCGAGUUGGCAGUGCGAGAACCCGCACUCCCAGGUGCAGCUGCAGCCACCCCGCCGUGACUGGUCGCAGUCGGCCGGGCUCCAGACUCAGGCUCGGGCAUCCCUGCGCUCACUGGGGCCCGCGAAGCCCUCUGCCCCGGCAGGCUCAGAAGUGUCAGCUCCCGCUGCCUGGCGCUCGCUCUGCGGAGGGACAAAGUUGUGGACGUGUCCACAUAGCCGAGUCCUGGCGCUGUCGCGAUCUGGCCGGGUCAACGCACUCUCGGAGCGCCUCUGACAGACCAGCCCCGCAACUGUCUUGCCUCCCUCCCGCCAGUCUGCUCCCUCUGGGAACUGCUUCUGAGGCUGAAACUUUGGGCCAAGGGGCUGAGGGCGGCUCGGCUCGUGGACGAGGCCUGUGGGCACCCCUCUGCAUCGACAGCCCCGGUACCGCGGACAGCCCCGAUACCGCGGACGGCAUGUGACAGCCCCAGCAACGGCCGCAGCGCGGGAAGGCGCGGGCCCGGCAGCUGCGAGGAGGAGCUGCACGGCCGGCCCUUGCGGGCCCGGGCCCUGAGCCGUGUCACCCAGCUCGCCCGGGCCCCGCCAAGGCCGCUGCGCCCCCGCCUCGGCGAGGGAAGACUCGCUCCAAACUCUGAAGGAAGUUCAUCCUUUAGAGGCAGUACUAGACUGGCCGAAACUCUCAGAGACCCCCCGCCAUCCCGGACGGCGCCCCUUGUCGACCUCCCCUAGCCCAGGCCCCUGCUGAUAAGUGCCUAGACUCUGAGAGCCUGGGGGCCCGGCUGGAGCUGACUGUCCCCGGUUCUGUUCCAAGCCAGGAUGCUCAUGAGGAAAGUGCCCGGCUUCGUCCCGGCCUCCCCGUGGGGGCUGCGUUUGCCGCAGAAGUUCCUUUUCCUUCUUUUCCUCUCAGGCCUCGCCACCCUGUGCUUCGGGGCCCUCUUCCUACUGCCCAACUCCUCUCGCCUCAAGCGCCUCUUCCUGGCGCCCCGGACCCAGCAUCCCGGCCUGGAGGUAGUUGCCGAUGUCCCCGGCCAACCCUCGGCCCGAGAGCAGGAAUCUCCCCCUAAACCUGCUCCUGCUGCGCCAGCCCCGGGCGAGGACCACCCCAGCAGCCUAGCCAGUACCCGCAGCAGGAAAGGGUGGCUGCGGCGUACUCACCCCACCAGGACACGGGAGGAGGCCACGGAGCCCCGGAGCAGCGGUGUCGAGGCCCUCAGACCCCAGGAGGGGAGCAUUCCAUUUAGCUUUGACUUCAACGCGUUCAGGAGCCGCCUCCGCCACCCGGUCCUGGGGACUACAACUGAUGAGAGUGAGGAGCCCCAGAGCCUAGUUCAAACCCAGCGGGAGAAAAUCAAGGAGAUGAUGCGGUUUGCCUGGCAGAGCUAUAAGCGUUACGCAAUGGGGAAAAAUGAGCUCCGGCCCCUCACAAAGGACGGCUACGAGGGCAGCAUGUUCGGAGGCCUCAACGGGGCGACAGUCAUCGACUCCCUUGACACCCUCUACCUCAUGGAGCUGAGAGAGGAGUUCCAGGAGGCCAAGGCCUGGGUCGAAGAGAACUUCCACCUGAACGUGAGUGGAGAAGCAUCUUUGUUCGAGGUGAACAUCCGGUACAUCGGAGGACUCCUCUCGGCCUUCUACCUGACAGGGGAGGAGGUGUUCCGAGUAAAGGCCAUCAAGCUCGGAGAGAAACUCCUGCCGGCCUUCAACACGCCCACAGGAAUCCCCAAAGGGGUCGUGAACUUCAAAAGUGGCUCCAACAGGAGCUGGGGCUGGACCAUGGCUGGGAGCAGCAGCAUCCUGGCGGAGUUUGGAUCCCUGCACUUGGAGUUCUUACACCUCACUGAGCUCUCUGGCAACCAGGUCUUCGCUGAAAAGGUCAGGCACAUCCGGAAGGUCCUCAGGAAGAUCGAUAAGCCAUUCGGCCUCUACCCCAACUUCAUCAGUCCAGUGAGUGGGAACUGGAUGCAGCACCAUGUCUCAGUUGGAGGACUCGGGGACAGUUUCUAUGAGUAUUUGAUCAAGUCCUGGUUGAUGUCGGCCAAGACAGAUAUGGAGGCCAGAGAUAUGUACUACGAAGCCUUGAAGGCAAUAGAGACUCACCUGCUGAACGUGUCCCCCGGGGGGCUGACCUACUUUGCUGAGUGGCGUGGGGGGAUUCUGGACCACAAGAUGGGGCACCUGGCCUGCUUCUCCGGGGGCAUGAUCGCCCUCGGCGCUGAGGAUGCUGAGGAGGAAAAGAGGGCCCGCUACCGAGAGCUCGCAGCCCAGAUCACUAAGACGUGCCAUGAGUCAUAUGACCGCUCAGAUACCAAACUGGGGCCCGAGGCCUUCUGGUUUAACUCCGGCAGAGAGGCGGUGGCCACGCAGCUGAGCGAGAGCUACUACAUCCUGAGGCCCGAGGUGGUGGAGAGCUACAUGUACUUGUGGCGGCAGACCCACGACCCCAUCUACAGGGAGUGGGGCUGGGAAGUGGUGAUGGCCUUGGAGAGACACUGUCGGACGGAAGCCGGCUUCUCCGGGAUCCAGGACGUGUACAGCGGCGUUCCGAGCCACGACAACAAGCAGCAGACCUUCUUUCUAGCGGAGACGCUAAAGUAUCUCUAUCUUCUGUUCUCUGAAGAUGACACGCUCUCCCUGGAAGACUGGGUGUUCAACACGGAGGCCCACCCACUGCCCGUGAACCACUCGGACAGUGCCGCUGGGGUCGGGGACCCGCUUUGACCCCUCUCCCUGCUGCCCCUGUGGCCCCCGCAGGGACACCUUGCCUUUCCAGGUCUGGGGACUGUUCUCAGAGGGAUUGGGAACACAGGCCCCAUUCCGGGCAGCUGUGCUGGACAAGCAGCUGCUUCUCCUCUGUGAGGAGCCAGGACGCGGGACACGGCGACGUCACGCCAGGCCCAGACCUUCCGUCUACGGAGAAUUUCUGUGAAACCCGCCCGGCCGCCGUUCCAGGGCCAGAGCACUGGAGGUCUGCACAUCGACCCCUUGUAUUUGGUUCACCUGUUUCGUUUUGAGGCUGUUUUUGAUUUUGCUUGGUUUUGCCUUUUCUCUAUAGCUGUGUUGUAUCACAAAUUACAGAUAGUUUUGAAAAUCAUGCUCUCAAAAACAAUCACCCUGAUAAACUAAACCUCCCUCUGUUUGUACAUACACAAAAGCCUUGACCUUAUUUUCUAUAUUUUAAAUGCCUCUUGCCCAUCAUUCACUGUAUGUUCAACCACGUGUCACUUACCUUAUAAUUUGAGGGGGGUCCCCUUUGAUUUGGGCCUGAGUGUUACGAAUCACUAGUGCUGUUUUCAUUAUUGUAAUGGGAAGAUCUGUAAACCUACAAUAAAAGAACUUAUUGAAUAUGAAA